GAGACGCGCUCCUAACUGACGCGCGUCUGUUGAGGAGCGUCCUGGUCCCGGGUCUUUUCGUGGGUCCCACCGGUUUAGUCACUUUCGGGAUUCUCGAGCCUCCUCACGACUGUCACCAUGGAGGUGUCACCGCUGCAGCCUGUACAUGAAAAUAUGCAAAUGAACAAAAAGAAAAAUGAAGACCCAAAGAAAAGACUGUCUAUCGAAAGAAUCUACCAGAAAAAAACACAAUUGGAACAUAUUUUGCUCCGUCCAGAUACCUACAUUGGCUCUGUGGAAUUAGUAACCCAGCAAAUGUGGGUUUAUGAUGAAGAUGUUGGCAUUAACUAUAGGGAAGUCACUUUUGUUCCUGGUUUGUACAAAAUCUUUGAUGAGAUACUAGUUAAUGCUGCAGACAACAAACAAAGGGACCCAAAAAUGUCUUGUAUUAGAGUCACAAUUGACCCAGAGAACAAUUUAAUUAGUAUAUGGAAUAAUGGAAAAGGAAUUCCUGUUGUUGAACACAAAGUUGAGAAAAUGUAUGUCCCAGCUCUCAUAUUUGGACAGCUCUUAACUUCUAGUAACUAUGAUGAUGAUGAAAAGAAAGUAACAGGUGGUCGAAAUGGCUAUGGAGCCAAAUUGUGCAACAUAUUCAGUACCAAAUUUACUGUGGAAACAGCCAGUAAAGAAUACAAGAAAAUGUUCAAACAGACAUGGAUGGAUAACAUGGGGAGAGCUGGUGACAUGGAACUCAAGCCCUUUAGUGGAGAAGAUUACACAUGUAUCACCUUCCAGCCUGACCUAUCUAAGUUUAAAAUGCAAAGCCUGGACAAAGACAUCGUUGCACUGAUGGUUAGAAGAGCCUAUGACAUUGCUGGGUCCACUAAAGAUGUCAAAGUCUUUCUCAAUGGAAAUAAGCUGCCAGUAAAAGGGUUCCGUAGUUAUGUGGAUAUGUAUUUGAAGGAUAAGUUGGAUGAAACUGGGAACCCACUGAAAGUAGUCCAUGAACAAGUAAACCCAAGGUGGGAAGUGUGCUUAACAAUGAGUGAAAAAGGCUUUCAGCAGAUUAGUUUCGUCAAUAGCAUUGCUACUUCCAAGGGUGGCAGACAUGUUGAUUAUGUAGCUGAUCAGAUUGUGAGUAAACUUGUUGAUGUAGUGAAGAAGAAGAACAAGGCUGGUGUUGCAGUAAAAGCACAUCAGGUGAAAAAUCACAUGUGGAUUUUUGUAAAUGCCUUAAUUGAAAACCCAACCUUUGACUCUCAGACAAAAGAAAACAUGACUUUACAAGCCAAGAGCUUUGGAUCGACAUGUCAAUUAAGUGAAAAAUUCAUCAAAGCUGCAAUUGGCUGUGGUAUUGUAGAAAGUAUACUAAACUGGGUGAAGUUUAAGGCCCAAGUCCAGCUAAACAAGAAGUGUUCAGCUGUAAAACAUAACAAAAUCAAGGGAAUUCCCAAACUCGAUGAUGCCAAUGAUGCAGGGAGCCGAAACUCCGCUGAAUGUACACUUAUCCUGACUGAGGGAGACUCGGCCAAAACUCUGGCAGUUUCAGGCCUUGGUGUUGUUGGAAGAGACAAAUACGGUGUUUUCCCACUUAGAGGAAAAAUACUCAAUGUCCGAGAAGCUUCUCAUAAACAGAUCAUGGAAAAUGCUGAAAUUAACAAUAUCAUCAAAAUUGUGGGUCUUCAGUAUAAGAAAAACUAUGAAGAUGAAGAUUCAUUGAAGACUCUUCGUUAUGGGAAGAUAAUGAUUAUGACAGAUCAGGACCAAGAUGGUUCCCAUAUCAAAGGCUUGCUGAUUAACUUUAUCCAUCACAACUGGCCCUCUCUUCUGCGACAUCGUUUCCUAGAGGAAUUUAUCACUCCCAUUGUAAAGGUGUCUAAAAACAAGCAAGAAAUAGCAUUCUACAGUCUUCCUGAAUUUGAAGAAUGGAAGAGUUCUACUCCAAAUCACAAAAAAUGGAAAGUCAAAUAUUACAAAGGUUUGGGCACCAGCACUUCAAAAGAAGCUAAGGAAUAUUUUGCAGAUAUGAAAAGACAUCGUAUUCAAUUCAAAUAUUCUGGGCCUGAAGACGAUGCUGCAAUCAGCCUAGCCUUUAGUAAAAAACAGACUGAUGAUCGAAAGGAAUGGUUAACUAAUUUCAUGGAAGACAGAAGACAACGGAAAUUACUUGGCCUUCCUGAGGAUUAUUUGUAUGGGCAAACUACUACUUACCUGACAUAUAAUGACUUCAUAAACAAGGAACUUAUCCUGUUCUCAAAUUCUGAUAAUGAAAGAUCUAUCCCAUCUAUGGUAGAUGGUUUGAAACCAGGUCAGAGAAAGGUUUUAUUUACUUGUUUCAAACGGAAUGACAAGCGAGAAGUGAAGGUUGCCCAGUUAGCUGGGUCAGUGGCAGAAAUGUCCUCUUAUCACCAUGGUGAGAUGUCACUAAUGAUGACCAUUAUCAGUUUGGCUCAGAAUUUUGUGGGUAGCAAUAAUUUGAACCUCUUGCAGCCCAUUGGCCAGUUUGGUACCAGGCUGCAUGGUGGCAAGGAUUCUGCUAGUCCUCGAUACAUCUUUACAAUGCUCAGCCCUUUGACUAGGUUGUUAUUUCCACUGAAAGACGAUCACACAUUGAAGUUUUUAUAUGAUGAUAAUCAACGUGUUGAGCCUGAAUGGUACAUUCCUAUUAUACCCAUGGUGCUGAUAAAUGGUGCUGAAGGAAUCGGAACUGGGUGGUCUUGCAAAAUCCCCAACUUUGACAUUCGUGAAGUUGUAAAUAAUAUCAGGCGUUUGAUGGAUGGAGAAGAACCUUUGCCAAUGCUUCCAAGUUACAAGAACUUCAAGGGUACUAUUGAAGAGCUAGCUUCAAAUCAAUAUGUGAUUAAUGGUGAAGUAGCUAUUCUGAAUUCCACAACCAUUGAAAUCUCAGAGCUUCCCAUCAGAGUGUGGACCCAGACAUACAAAGAACAGGUUCUAGAACCCAUGUUGAAUGGCACUGAGAAGACACCCCCUCUUAUAACAGACUAUAGAGAAUACCAUACAGAUACCACUGUGAAGUUUGUUGUGAAAAUGACUGAAGAAAAACUGGCAGAGGCAGAGAGAGUUGGACUACACAAAGUCUUCAAACUCCAAACCAGUCUCACCUGCAACUCUAUGGUGCUUUUUGACCAUGUAGGCUGUUUAAAGAAAUAUGACACAGUGUUGGAUAUUCUAAGAGACUUCUUUGAACUCAGGCUUAAAUAUUAUGGAUUAAGAAAAGAAUGGCUUCUAGGAAUGCUUGGUGCGGAAUCUGCUAAACUGAACAAUCAGGCUCGUUUUAUACUAGAGAAAAUAGAUGGCAAAAUAAUCAUUGAAAAUAAACCUAAAAAAGAAUUAAUUAAAGUUCUGAUUCAGAGAGGAUAUGAUUCAGAUCCUGUGAAAGCCUGGAAAGAAGCUCAGCAAAAGGUUCCAGAUGAAGAAGAAAAUGAAGAGAGUGACAAUGAAAAGAGCGACUCUGUGACGGACUCUGGACCGACCUUCAACUACCUUCUUGAUAUGCCUCUUUGGUAUCUGACGAAGGAGAAGAAAGAUGAACUGUGCAAACAGAGGAAUGAAAAGGAACAAGAGCUGGAUACAUUAAAGAGAAAGAGUCCAUCCGACUUGUGGAAGGAGGACUUAGCUGCUUUCAUUGAAGAACUAGAGUCUAUUGAAGCCAAGGAAAAACAAGAUGAGCAAGUGGGACUUCCUGGAAAGGGGGGAAAAGCAAAGGGAAAGAAAGCACAAGCAUCUGAAGUUCUGCCUUCUCCUCACGGAAAAAGGGUCAUUCCCCAAGUGACCAUGGAGAUGAAAGCAGGUGCAGAAAAGAAAAUUAAAAAGAAAAUUAAGAGUGAAAAUAUCGAGGGAACACCUAAUGAGGAUGGUCUGGAACUAGAAGGCCUCAAACAGAGAUUAGGGAAGAAACAGAAAAGAGAACCAGGUACAAAGAAGCAAACUACAUUGCCAUUUAAGCCCAUCAAAAAAGGGAAAAAGAGAAACCCCUGGUCUGAUUCUGAAUCGGAUAUGAGCAGUACUGAAAGUAAUUUUGAUGUCCCUCCACGAGAAACAGAGCCACGAAGAGCUGCAGCAAAAACCAAAUUCACAAUGGAUUUGGAUUCAGAUGAAGAUUUCUCAGAUUUUGAUGAAAAAAAUGAAGAUGAAGACUUUUUGCCAUCUGAUGCUAGUCCACCUAAAACCAAAACUCCCCCAAAAAAUACUAAAAAAGCACUAAAGCCACAGAAAAGUACUAUGUCAGUAGUUGACCUGGAAACUGAUGAUAUUAAGGACAGUGUACCGCCUUCUCCGAGCCCUCCUGUUGCCAACUUCCCAGUUGAAACUGAAGUUUUAAAACUACCUUCUAAAAAGAAUGUGACAGUGAAGAAGACGGCAACAAAAAGUCAGUCUACCACCUCCACUGCUGGUACCAAAAAAAAAACUGCACCAAAAGGGACCAAAUCAGACUCAGCCUUGUAUUCUGGCAGCCUAGGAAAGCCUGAGCCUGCCAAAACCAAGAUCCGUCGCAAAAGGAAGCCAUCUACUUCUGAUGACUCCGACUCUAAUUUUGAGAAAAUAAUUUCUAAAGCUGCCACAAGCAAGAAACCUAAGGGAGAGAGUGAAGCCUUCCAUCUGGACGUGGAUUCAGCUGUGGCUCCCCGGGCAAAAUCUGGACGAGCAAAGAAACCUAUUAAGUACCUGGAAGAGUCAGAUGAAGACGAUCUUUUUUAAAAUGUGAGGUGAUUAUUUUAAGGAAUGGUUUUACUGAGCCAGGUUGGUUUUACAGUUACUUGAAGUUCUUCCUCCCUCUCUGAAUUUAGUUUGGGGAAGACAUUUUUUACAAAGCUAUCAAAGUGGAUGGCGCCCUUGGCCGCCAGCUUCUUAUACAACAUACUGUCAUCGCCAUCUCCUGGGCACUGUUCUCUGCUUUGUCUAUGUUUUGUCUGUUUUCUUUGGUCUUUAAAAUCUAGUUUUUAAAUUCUUCUGAAUGCCAAAAAAUCGUAUGGUCACUUGAGCAUAAGAGUUUACUGGCCAUUUAUUAAGCUAAAACAGGAACACUUCUAAAGGUGUCUCUCCGCCUCCUUUCCUAGUUUCACUAAAUAUGCACCAGCUUGGUCUGCCCUGUUUUCAGUUUUAUAGGCAGUAUGCCAUCACGUAGAACUGGAGAGUUCUAGUACAACAAUACUUUGCUCAGCCUUUUAUGUGAUGCGAUUUUGGUCAAGCAAUGUGAAAUUGCUUAUAUCCUUUUGCAUCUCAUCAGAAGCUGAAGAAAUCCACCUUGGCUGUAUCUGUGUGACCUCACCACAGACAG
This is a messenger RNA of Nannospalax galili (Upper Galilee mountains blind mole rat), 5278 nucleotides long. RefSeq names its product DNA topoisomerase II alpha (gene Top2a). The coding region runs from base 118 to 4698 and encodes 1526 amino acids. The record is from RefSeq and is a predicted model, not a curated record. The transcript has 35 exons. Gene Ontology annotation, biological process: DNA topological change; sister chromatid segregation; resolution of meiotic recombination intermediates. NCBI's taxonomy places the organism in Eukaryota, Metazoa, Chordata, Mammalia, Rodentia, Spalacidae. Gene Ontology annotation, cellular component: nucleus. Gene Ontology annotation, molecular function: DNA topoisomerase type II (double strand cut, ATP-hydrolyzing) activity; ATP binding; DNA binding.